UGAAGUUCAAUCUUAAGAUAACGUCCGUGAUCGAUCAUUCUACACCGUUUACCACGACGUGCCAUACUUACCGUAGCUUGGCAUCCGUGAACUCGUUCAUGAUCUCGAAAAUCUAUCGAUGUCGGGUUUUGUGAUGAAUCGUAGUUUUUUUAAUUACCUUGAAAUUCAGAUCGGGUACCUCAAUCAGCUAAGAACAGUUCGCUAGUUGUUUUCAAAAUGUGUUGCUCACCACAUUUCACAAAACGUGGUUACGUGGAGCUAGAAAAGUAAUUUCGGAUGUGUCCCCUUCAGAUACAAUGUUAAGCACCGAUGAAGUAAAUAUGCAUACAUACAUGUGAAGCUACAAGGUUACAAGUUUAAACCAUGGUAUUAAUUCUACGCAUUUUCAUAUGCUUAUUUUUUUUUAUCUUUAAUACGUUUACUUUUUGUAAAAGUAUUGUUAAAACUGAAACUAAUUUUCUGACAACCGUCAAAUUUCCUUCAAGUAUCAAUAAUAAAAAUCCGUCUAUAUUGUGGCAACAAAUCCAAAUUUCAAACCCAACACGUGAUUGGGGCUUCAAAUCAAAUAGUAAUAACAGUGUAACAGUCCAUAAUACAACAGUAUUAAAAAAUGUUUCGAAACGAUUAGCAACUGUUUUGAAUAGAAACUUAACCACGACAAACCUAACCAGCACUAACCCUGCCAAAACAAACCUCACAACCACCGCAAAACUAAAACCCUCGAAAUUCGUUGCUGUUACAACUAAAUUGCCACUCAAUUUUACAAAACAUUCGAAAUCUGCACAAAAACACAACUUGAAAUACUCUAACGUAACGAUUUGGCCAAAACACGAUAAACGGCUGAGCGACCCUGUGCAAAAAACGCCCAAUAUCAACACCUUGAAUCACACAAACGAGAUCGUAGUCAUGUCGGACUUCAAAAGUAAAUAUUCAAUCAACAAGUGGAAAGAACAUAGGUUCUACAAGGACGAUUAUAUAAAGUUAAUCAACAAUCAUUGGUUUAAAUUUGAGCCACCCAAUGCUACGUCACACUACAUUCUCGGAUUACUGUACACCGUCAUCAUGGUACUCGGUUGUUUCGGGAACUCACUAGUGAUUUUCAUGUACAUCAAAUGUAAAUCGUUGCAAACGCCAGCCAACGUGUUGAUUAUGAAUUUGGCGGUCAGCGAUUUCAUUAUGCUAGCUAAAACACCAGUUUUCAUCUACAACAGUUAUUACCAGGGCCCUACGCUAGGAAAAUUGGGCUGUCAGAUCUAUGGAUUUUUUGGUGGUUUAACAGGAACUGUAUCCAUCAUGACGUUAGCUGCCAUAUCGUUGGACCGAUAUUAUGUCAUAGUGCACCCUCUUAACGCGGCCGUUAAAACUACCAAACAGCGGGCCAGGGUGUGGAUAGGCCUGAUUUGGAUGUACGGGUUCAUGUUCUCUAUCAUACCGGUAAUGGACCUGGGAUACAACCGAUAUGUACCAGAAGGAUACUUAACUAGUUGUAGCUUUGACUAUCUGACGGACGAUAACCAAGAAAAAGGGUUCAUCCUGGUGUUCUUUACAGCGGCGUGGUGCAUACCGUUCACCACGAUAUCGUACUGUUACGUAAAAAUACUGAGGGCGGUUUGGGUGACUAGUGAAAUGGCUGCUAGCCGGUACGGCCAGGAGGAGGAAAAGAGGAAGACAGAAAUAAGACUUGGGUAUGUGGUGGUAGGAGUUAUCAUGCUGUGGUUCAUAUCGUGGACACCAUAUGCUAUGGUAGCCUUAUUGGGUGUAUUCAAUCAGAAAGAAUACAUCACUCCGCUAAAUUCGAUGAUUCCGGCGCUGUUCUGCAAAGCAGCCAGCUGCAUGGACCCUUGGAUAUAUGCCAUCACACACCCUAGGUUCAAAAAUGAAUUAACGAAGCUGAUGUCGAAGAAGAAGACCAGGAAAUUGGAGCGGGAUUACGGUAUGAAAAAGAGCUGGAGGAAUCAGUCACAUUCCAACAAGUGCGACAUCGGUCUCAGGAACAUUUCGAGCUCCGAAGAUGAAUGUGUGGAAGAGGUAAUCGUUGUAGUCGACCCAGACCACAAGAAGAUGAUACGGCAAGGAUCCACUUCCAGUCACAAGACCGAAGAGACAAAAGCGCUAGAAACAAAAUUCCCACCAACCAGGCAAGAGAGUCUAAAGUACAUGCCGCCCAGCUGGUACAAACUUCCACGAACUACGUCCAAGAGCAGUAUUAUGCUAGACGUCAAAUUUGUUGGAAAUGAUAAUAAUAAAUAAUAACCUUCUUUUCGAGCUUGCCAAUGAGCCCACAAUGAAUUUGAAGAUUUUAAAUGAUAAACGCUGUGAUUAAAAUGCUAGUCUAUGUAUUAUUAUGUAUGAACAUAUAUAUAAUUUGAUCUCACACUUGUGUUUAAGGAGAAUUUAUAAACAUGUAAUUAAGCAUAAUUGUUUCGUUAUGGUCGUAAAUAUUUUAGGUGCUUAUUUUUACACGUUUGUGGUAUAGAAUUAUAAAAUAUUAACGUACACUUUAUCACCACAUGAUGGUUUGUCAUUCUAUAGUAGACCAUGAUAUUUAUCUUAUAUUAAUAAGUUUAUUGAACACGUGGUUAAGCGCAUCGAUAUAAAAUUAUGUACGUUCAAAUAUUACUUGUUUCCAAGCAUGCUGUAUUUUAAAAAAAUACGUUAGAUUU
This is a messenger RNA of Melanaphis sacchari, 2663 nucleotides long. RefSeq names its product opsin-2-like. The coding region runs from base 364 to 2250 and encodes 628 amino acids. The transcript has 5 exons. Gene Ontology annotation, cellular component: membrane. NCBI's taxonomy places the organism in Eukaryota, Metazoa, Arthropoda, Insecta, Hemiptera, Aphididae. Gene Ontology annotation, molecular function: G protein-coupled receptor activity. Gene Ontology annotation, biological process: G protein-coupled receptor signaling pathway; visual perception. The record is from RefSeq and is a predicted model, not a curated record.